CUGCACACACACACCGCAGGACACCGCAGCAGCAGCAGUUCAGCCCUGCCUCCUCAAACACAGCCUGGAAGCGGAGCAGACCAGCGUUCCCAUCAUUUUGGAUGUUAUUGUAACUGUUUUUCCGUGGAGCUGAGCGCUAAAAAAAAAGGUGGUGAUCGGCGGAACCCCUGGGAGCCUACACAUGCCAGCCAAGGCAGGCCCCACGGCAAAAACACUUUAGUUUUCAAAGUGGAGCAAAGCGUCCAGUUUGGCUGGUGGAUCAAGAAUCGAAGACUCAGGGAUAUGUCCACUGGAAGAGGUCAUGGGGGUCUUAACCAACUAGGUGGAAUGUUUGUUAAUGGUCGACCACUUCCGGAAGUGAUCCGGCAACGCAUCGUGGAUAUGGCCCACCAGGGUGUUCGGCCCUGCGACAUCUCACGGCAGCUCCGGGUUAGUCAUGGCUGUGUCAGCAAGAUCCUGGGACGCUACUAUGAGACAGGCAGCAUCAAGCCCGGCGUGAUUGGAGGCUCCAAGCCAAAAGUGGCCACGCCAAAAGUUGUGGAGAAAAUUGCAGAGUACAAGAGGCAAAAUCCCACUAUGUUCGCCUGGGAAAUCAGAGACCGGCUGCUGGCAGAGGGAGUGUGCGACAGCGACACGGUGCCCAGCGUAAGCUCCAUUAAUAGAAUCAUCCGAACAAAGGUCCAGCAGCCGUUUAACCUCCCGCUGGAUGGGAAGGGCCUGAGUCCUGGUCAAACCUUAAUACCCAGCUCAGCUGUCACCCCUCCAGAGUCUCCGCAGUCAGACUCAGUGGGCUCCACCUACUCCAUCAACGGCUUGUUGGGUAUCGCUCAACCCAACUCUGACGGCAAGAGGAGCCAUGACGACAGUGAUCAGGAAAGCUGCCGGCACAGUGUGGACUCUCAAGGGAGUGGAAGUGUACCGAGAAAACAGAUGAGACUGGACCAAUUCUCAACACAACAUCUGGACUGUGGCUUUGAUCGCCACCACUACCCUCCAGAAUCGUUCAGCUCAUCCUCCAGCAAUAAGACAGAGCAGACUUUGUACCCACUGUCCCUCGUUAAUGGCAGCCUCGACGAGGCCAAAACAACCCUCUCAUCCACCUCUGUCAUUGGACGGAAUCUGUCGGCACAUCAGAGCUACACCAUGGUGACUGAGCCCCUUCAGACCAUGCCACUGUGUCUAAAACAGGAAAUGUCCCCAGAAGUGACCAGCACAAGUCCCUCCCCAAACAUUGCAGUGCCCAAUCUGGCGUUUGUGGACCUGCAAGCGCUGCAGAAGCCGGUUUCUGUCAGCAGCAGUUGCAAUGGCAGUAGCAGCUCCAACCAUUUUUCCAACACCUUCAACUCAUUCUCCCAUCAUGCACCAGCAUACGGGCAGUUCAGCAGUCAGUCCAUAAUAUCAGGACGUGACAUGAUGAGCUCCACCCUGCCAGGUUACCCACCCCAUAUCCCUUCUCCUGCUCAGACAGGAUACUCCUCCUCCGCCAUCACAGGCAUGGUAGCAGCAGGUGCAGACUACUCGGGUCAGUCUUAUAGUCACUCGCCUUACACCUCCUACAGUGAAGCCUGGAGGUUCACCAACUCCAGUAUUCUGGGUUCACCGUACUACUACAGCUCGGCCUCCCGCACUGGUCCUCCUUCUGCAGCCGCCUACGACCACCUCUAGUGUCGGCUGCAGGGACUCCACAACGAGAAGAUCUGCACAGAACGGACGAGACUGAAAGGCCUUGCAUUGACUGACUCUUGAAUUUGGACCAAGAACUCAUCCUGAAGAACCAGGAACACAAUUUUUCCUCCUAUGGUCAUCCACUCCAGCCUUUGCUGUUUAUUUGUCAGUACUAGUCCCUUUCUGCAGGGUAAUUCAGACCCGUUUACAUGUCCUCUCUGGGGCUGUUUCAAUAACAUCACCCCUGCUGAUGUUGUGUUACAGUGCACACUCUCAGUUUGAAUUCAUGCAGUUUUAGCCAAAGACUUUUAUUUGCUGGUGCAUCAAAAACGUUACUCCACCCACAGAGUUUGGAAAUAGGAAUAUGCAACUUUGUUAACUUUUGUGUUUACAUUUUUCCUUUUUAUAUUUUGGAUUAGACAUUUUGCAUUUUAAAUCAACUUCUCUUCUUAAUCUUCGUCUGCUUUUCAAAUCAAGUUUGGGAUUGACUUUUGUUUAAAGCUAUUGGGUUUCUGAACAUGCGGUUUAGAGAACUACACUGAAAAAAAAACUUUAUGCCCCAAAAAGGAUAAUAAUAAAUUAUCCUUUUUAACAUGUACAUAAUGUAAAUUACUAAUUAGCUAUGGGGGGUGAGGGGGAUUGUAAGCAGGAGGGGGCAAUUGAGGCUUGAACUUUUUUUUUUUGCUUCAAAUACAUUUUGUUUAAUGUCAUGCUGAUGUUCUGAUGUUUGAUAAAAAAAAUCAAAUCAAAUAAAAAUGUGACUAUUUUUUCCUAUGCGGUUAUUAAUAUUAUUGCAAAUGUACAUAUGGAAUUUCUAAAGAAUUAUUUUAAUUAAAGCAUGACAAACUGAU
Messenger RNA from Oryzias latipes (Japanese medaka), 2516 nucleotides. RefSeq names its product paired box 8 (gene pax8). Lineage: Eukaryota; Metazoa; Chordata; Actinopteri; Beloniformes; Adrianichthyidae. Gene Ontology annotation, biological process: anatomical structure development; regulation of transcription by RNA polymerase II. Gene Ontology annotation, molecular function: DNA-binding transcription factor activity, RNA polymerase II-specific; RNA polymerase II cis-regulatory region sequence-specific DNA binding. The record is from RefSeq and is a predicted model, not a curated record.